AUGGAGGAACCAAAUGGAAGACAAAUUCCAAGCGGCGGCGGCGACGGUGAAAGCGGAGGUUGUUCUGGUAACGGCGGUCGUGGCGGCCGCGGUGGUCGGGGCGGCGGUGCUGGUUUAGACGGCGACCCGGUGAAAGUGGCAGUUCUGUCGGUGGCGGUUGUGGUGGUCGUGGCGGCAGUGGCGGGUCGAGGUGGUCGAGGCGGCGGCGAUGGUUUAGACGGCGAGCCCGGCGGAAGUGGAAGUAUUUUCGACGGCGGCCAUGGUGGUCGUGGCAGCAGUGGUGGCCGUGAUGGUCGAGGCGGCGGUAAUGGUUUAGACGGCGAGCCCGGUGGAAGUGGAAGUGAUUUCGGUGGUGGCAGUGGCGGCCGUGGUGGUGGCGGCCGUGGUGGUGGCGGCCGUGGUGGUGGCGGCCGUGGUGGUGGCGGCCGUAGUGGGGACGGCGGCAGUGGCGGCGGUGGCGGCGGCGGUGGCGGCGGUGGAACAAAGUAA
Dreissena polymorpha is the source of this 489-nucleotide messenger RNA. RefSeq lists its product as uncharacterized. The transcript is spliced from 3 exons. Bases 1 to 489 code for a protein of 162 amino acids. Lineage: Eukaryota; Metazoa; Mollusca; Bivalvia; Myida; Dreissenidae. The record is from RefSeq and is a predicted model, not a curated record.